AGAGGCGAGGGCGGGGACACGAGUCGUCCCCACUGCGCUGCUGCUGCUGCUGCGUCUCACGACUCAACACCAUCACCACCAUCAUCAUUACCACCACUCCUCAACAACACCAACACCACCACCAUCAUUACCACCACUCCUCAACACCACCAACACCACCACCAUCAUUACCACCACUCCUCAACAACGCCACCACUAACCACCACUCCUCAACAACACCAUCACCACCAUCAUCAUCACCACUAACCAUCACCACUCACUCCUAACCACCACUCCUCAACACCAACAGCCUCAUCUUCAUUACCACCAUCAUUAUUACCACUCAUUACCACCACUCCUCAACACCACCAACACCACCACCAACACCACCACCAUCAUUACCACCACUCCUCAACAACCCCACCACUCACCACCACCACUCACCACCACCACCACUCACCACCACCACUCCUCACCACCACCACUCACCACCACCACUCACCACCACCACCACUCACCACCACCACUCCUCACCACCACCACUCACCACCACCACUCACCACCACCACCACUCACCACCACCACUCCUCACCACCACCAUCACCACCCGCUUGGUUCCCUGCGGGAUUCGCUCGGGGGACUCUUCUCGUCGGGACGCCGCCACCACCCCCCCUGGUUGACAGGAUGGCUACUCGCAGGACGGUGCCGGGCCGAGGCCAGGAUGUGGACGCGGAGUCGAUGCUCAGCGGACUCUCGGCGGACGAGCUCAAGCAGCUAGCGGAGGAUCUGCAGGACAUGGACCCGGACAACGCGCUGCUCCCCGCCGCGUUCCGACAGAAGGACCAGACAACAAAGGCACCGGCGGCGCCGUUCAACCGCGAGGAGCUCCUGCGCUUCCUGGAGACGCAAGCGCGGGAGCACCGUGACCGCGAGGACCUCGUGCCCUUCACCGGCGAGAAGAAGGGUAAGGAGUUUGUCCCGAAGGUGAAACCAAUGCCGGUGGAGGAGAAAAUGGCACUGGACCCCGAGCUGGAGGAGGCUCUGUCCGGAGCUACGGACGUGGAGCUGUGCGACAUCGCUGCCAUCCUGGGCAUGCACACCCUGGUGAGCACCCCGCAGUACUACAGCGCCCACAAGGGGACGAGCCACGCGGACGGCAUCGGCAGUGUGGUGCGUGCCGAGCCCAUGCGCCCCAUGCCCGAAGAGCCCCCCAACCCCACGGACGUGGAGGCGACGCUGCAGCGUAUCCGUGACAACGACCCCCGCCUCCAGGAGGUCAACCUCAACAACAUCAAGAGCAUCCCGAUCCCAACGCUGAAGGAUUACGCGGAGGCGCUGAAGAGGAACACCCAUGUCGCGUCGUUCAGCCUCGCGGCCACACGCAGCAACGACCCCGUCGCCCUGGCACUGGCGGACAUGCUACGGGAAAACCGCGCGCUGCGCAGCCUCAACGUGGAGACCAACUUCAUCACAGGCAGCGGCAUCCUGGCCAUGGUGGAGGCGAUGCACGAAAACGACUCGCUCAGCGAGCUCAAGAUCGACAAUCAGAGGCAGCAGCUGGGGAACCACGUAGAGAUGGAAUUGGCUCGCCUGGUGGAGGAGAAGCCGACGCUGCUGAAGCUGGGAUACCACUUCCUGCAGCAGGGGCCCCGCACGCGGGCAGCAGACGCAAUCACCCGCAACAACGACCUGAUUCGACAGAAGAGGCUGGAGGGGUGAGACGCGGCCAUCCACGGAGAGGACAGCUGGGCCACGGCCACCCUGGGCCAACACUGUCCUGGCCCCCCUCCCCAGCUGCGAUCCCCUCGCCCGCCCUCCCGCCAGCACCACCACCACCCCACCCGCCGCCACCCUCCCCCUUGGUGCCACCCGCACUGGAGUCGGCACCGUCGAGGUCACGUGACCUCGUGACCCCAGCCUCGCCUGGACGGGGACCAAUUGACGCGAUGACGAUUGGGACGUGACAGCUCUCCUUCCGCCCCCCAC
Lethenteron reissneri (Far Eastern brook lamprey) is the source of this 1965-nucleotide messenger RNA. Its product is annotated as tropomodulin-1-like. NCBI's taxonomy places the organism in Eukaryota, Metazoa, Chordata, Hyperoartia, Petromyzontiformes, Petromyzontidae. Gene Ontology annotation, cellular component: striated muscle thin filament; cytoskeleton; myofibril. The record is from RefSeq and is a predicted model, not a curated record. Gene Ontology annotation, biological process: myofibril assembly; muscle contraction; actin filament organization. Gene Ontology annotation, molecular function: tropomyosin binding.